UGAAAAUUAGGUUCAAUGGAGCAUCUCCAGAGCAGUUCUCCAAACUCUGUAAUAAAGAAUACACCUGAUCCUUUUAUGGCCAGUUGGAGCUUUUUGCCUUCCAUAAAAAGAUAAGGGACUUUGUCUUCAUGGACUCUGCUAUGAUACACUGCCUCACGACAGUCAUGCAAGACAUAACCUUGAAGUUGAGAUGGAGGUGGUGUGCUGAAGGUGAAAUAUAAUGCCAUACAUUGCACAAAGAAACAUUGUUUGUUGAGCAGCGCAGAAAUAAUCGGUAAAAUGGCAGACAAUAAUGUUGUUAACAAUGGCAAAGACGGGGCUGGCCAGAGCACAGAAGACGUUUGCCGGGACUACCUGCGCAAUGUCUGCUAUCGCGGCAAGACCUGCAAAUACCUGCACCCGGACAUAAAUGAGGUACAUGAUUUAGGUGUGAAAAAGAAUGAGUUUGUCUUCUGUCAUUACUUUAUGAAUAAUGUUUGUACCCGUGCAAAGUGCACAUUCAUACACGGUACAGCAGAGGAUGAGGAAUACUACAAAAAAACAGGGGAGCUUCCUCUGCACUUGCGCUCCAAGGUGGCUGAAACCUACGGUCUGUCAGUUUCUGAUCUGCCUGCGGAUAAAGGUGAGAUUCCAGUAUGCCGAGAUUACCUAAAAGGUGAUUGUCAAAGAGGCUCAAAAUGUAGAUUCCGGCACUUCAAGCGUGACAAUGCAGAACAUGAUAUCAGACUGACACGGGACACCCCACUUUCUCAGCCAUUGCGUAGAUAUGAACGAUCGGAUAAGGAUAGUGGUAUCACUUGCUAUGAGUAUGACCACCGUUUGAAGAGGAGAAAGUUGGAAGGUUUUGAGUUUGAAGUGUAUGAAUAUGAUCUCUCAAGUCGCCGGUCGGUUGAUUCAGGAUAUCUGGAAGAGGAGAAUCUUAUGCUGCGAAACCGGAAUGAGGAGCUGAAAAAGCAGGUGUCAAAUUUGAUGGGUAACAAUGAGGUUCUUUUGGAGCAGAAUGCAUUUCUCCGCAACCAAAUAAAGGCAGCAAUGGUGAAUUCCUUGCCCACAACAACGGCUGGGAGAUUUGGCCACUGCACUUCCCCAGGACUUAAAACAAGGGGACUUUGGGAGUAAAAUUACUUCCAAAAAUUGUAAAUCUAAAAAUUAGUCCUGUAGUUCUGGAUGAGCUCAUUUCCAAUAUUCUUAACAUCUCAGCAGUGAUCCUAAAUGCAUUCGACUCUGCUUCCUGUGACAUUGGGUUGGGAUGGGGCGUGGGGUGCGGGAUGUGGAAUAUCAUUCAAGACCUAAAACUGUUUAUUGCUUCAGCGUGUCCAAUCAAGGAACAUAUCAAGCUUCUUGACAAUUUUAAAAGGCCAUGUGGGAGCCACCUAUGGAUUUUAGCUGGGUUACUUUUUCCUGGUUGCAGUUGCUAAUUGAAGCUGUACUGUGGGAAAAGCUGUUACUUGAAAGAACAGCUGAAGGGCAAAUACUGAUACUUGCUAAAAUAUGUCAGCAUCAUAGGAGCAGCAAAUCUUUGGCAAAAUUAAUUGAAAUGCAGCUUGUUUUAACACCAUUUGGUGCAAAAAGCAAUGUGUAACACAACA
Molecule: messenger RNA, 1589 nt
Organism: Hemiscyllium ocellatum (epaulette shark)
Lineage: Eukaryota; Metazoa; Chordata; Chondrichthyes; Orectolobiformes; Hemiscylliidae
Product: zinc finger CCCH domain-containing protein 10-like
Exons: 4
Coding region: 280-1119 (279 amino acids)
Molecular function (GO): metal ion binding
Source: RefSeq, a predicted model, not a curated record